Lachancea mirantina is the source of this 357-nucleotide messenger RNA. The record is from the annotation of a GenBank genome assembly. NCBI's taxonomy places the organism in Eukaryota, Fungi, Ascomycota, Saccharomycetes, Saccharomycetales, Saccharomycetaceae.
AUGUCAGCGGCCGAUUAUUAUAACGGAGCUUCUGGAAAUAAGCAAGAGUACUCGAGGCCUAACAUGGCUCCUCCAGGAGCAUACCAGCAACAGGGUACGAGGGGUUACGAUCAAGGGUUUCAACAACAAGGUGGAGCGCCGCAGGGACAAUACUAUCAAAACCACCAGCAAGGACAGCAGCAGUACUACGGAAACCAGCCCCCACAAUACUACAAUAACCAGCAGCCUGGAUACUACCAACAACAGCAACAGCCCAUUUACGUGCAGCAACAGCGACCAACGUCGAACAACAGCGACUGUUUAACGGCGUGUCUGGCCGGUAUGUGUCUGUGCUGCACUUUGGACAUGCUUUUCUGA